Ctenocephalides felis (cat flea) is the source of this 2185-nucleotide messenger RNA. RefSeq names its product zinc finger protein 883-like. The transcript has 2 exons. The record is from RefSeq and is a predicted model, not a curated record. Gene Ontology annotation, molecular function: DNA-binding transcription factor activity; RNA polymerase II cis-regulatory region sequence-specific DNA binding. The coding region runs from base 173 to 2185 and encodes 670 amino acids. Lineage: Eukaryota; Metazoa; Arthropoda; Insecta; Siphonaptera; Pulicidae. Gene Ontology annotation, biological process: regulation of transcription by RNA polymerase II.
UAAAGUUAAAUUCGAAGAUAAAUUUAGUAAAAAGGUCAGUGUUAGCAUUAUAUCAUAUUAAACAAUAAACGAAUUAGUAAAUAUUGUAACACAUAUAUUAUUAUACACUUAGACUUCCCAAUUUUUAAGAACUUAUCACCAGUUUGUUUAUUAUAACCUACAAACUCCAAACAUGUUUGAAGAAACAAAUUUAAACAAAACAAUUAAAACGGAACCGAUCGAUGAUUAUCCUCAAGUGAAGCAGGAAUUUGAUGAUUAUGAAAAUACAUCCGAUUUGUAUACGGAUAAUGAUGAUAUAUGUCUGCAGCAAUUUCUAAAAUCUGAGGUUACAAUUGACGGGGAAAUAAAACAAGAGACGAUUGAUGACCAAUAUGACGUGACUAGUACAAACAAAACUGUAUUAGAUGAAAAUUCUUCCCUAUGUAACGAAGAGAUCAGUGAAUCAAGUACGAUAGUCGAUAGUACAAACAAAACAUUUGACAAAGUUUCAGGAAAAGAUAAGACAACUAGUAAGUUGAAAUACAAAUGUAAAUCAUGCAGUAAAACAUUUGUAGAAAAAGGUAACUUAAAAAAACAUGAAAGGAUCCAUACUGGAGAGCGGCCUUAUGAGUGCAAAAUAUGCAAUAAAAGAUUUUCACAGUCAAGUAAUUUAAGACAGCAUUUAUCAGUGCAUACAGGUGAACGUCCUUACGCAUGUGAAAUAUGUAAUAAAACAUUCAGAAUGAAAAAAAUGUUAAAACAACAUAAAGCCGUCCAUUCUGGAGAACGCCGUAAUGAGUGCAAAAUAUGCAAUAAAACAUUUAAAAGAAAAAAUAAUUUAAAACAACAUGAAAUGAUUCACACUGAAGAAAGGCCUCAUGAGUGCAACAUAUGCAAUAAAAGAUUUUCACGGCCAAGUAUUUUAAGAGAGCAUUUAUCAGUGCAUACUGAAGAACGACCUUACGCAUGUGAAAUAUGUAAUAAAACAUUCAGAACAAAACCUAUAUUAAUGCAACAUAAAACAGUACAUACUGGAGAACGCUGUAAUGAGUGCAAAAUAUGCAAUAAAACAUUUUCAAAUAUAGGUAAUUUAAUAGCACAUUUAUCAGUGCAUAGUGAAGAACGACCUUAUGAAUAUGAAAUGAUUCACACUGAAGAAAGGCCUCAUGAGUGCAACAUAUGCAAUAAAAGAUUUUCACGGCCAAGUAUUUUAAGAGAGCAUUUAUCAGUGCAUACUGAAGAACGACCUUACGCAUGUGAAAUAUGUAAUAAAACAUUUAGAACAAAACCUAUAUUAAUGCAACAUAAAACAGUACAUACUGGAGAACGCUGUAAUGAGUGCAAAAUAUGCAAUAAAACAUUUUCAAAUAUAGGUAAUUUAGUAACACAUUUAUCAGUGCAUAGUGAAGAACGACCUUAUGAAUGUGAGACAUGCAAUAAAACAUUCAAAACAAAAAAUAAUUUAAAACAACAUGAAAUCAUUCACACUGAAGAAAGGCCUCAUGAGUGCAACAUAUGCAAUAAAAGAUUUUCACGGCCAAGUAUUUUAAGAGAGCAUUUAUCAGUGCAUACUGAAGAACGACCUUACGCAUGUGAAAUAUGUAAUAAAACAUUUAGAACAAAACCUAUAUUAAUGCAACAUAAAACAGUACAUACUGGAGAACGCUGUAAUGAGUGCAAAAUAUGCAAUAAAACAUUUUCAAAUAUAGGUAAUUUAGUAACACAUUUAUCAGUGCAUAGUGAAGAACGACCUUAUGAAUGUGAGACAUGCAAUAAAACAUUCAAAACAAAAAAUAAUUUAAAACAACAUGAAAUCAGUCACACUGAAGAAAGGCCUCAUGAGUGCAACAUAUGCAAUAAAAGAUUUUUACGGUCGAGUAUUUUAAGAGAGCAUUUAUCAGUGCAUACUGAAGAACGACCUUAUGCAUGUGAAAUAUGUAAUAAAACAUUCAGAACAAAACCUAUAUUAAUGCAACAUAAAACAGUACAUACUGGAGAACGACCAUAUGAGUGCAAAAUAUGCAAUAAAACAUUUUCACAUUCAGGUAAUUUAAUAACGCAUUUAUCAGUGCAUAGUGAAGAACGACCUUAUCUAUGUGACAUAUGCAAUAAAACGUUCAAAACAAAACCUAUAUUAAUGCGACAUGAAAGAAAACAUACUAGAGAACAAACUGGAAUUAAAAAGUCAACUGUUGAAUCAGUCUAG